AUGACCAUCCCUUGUGACGGUGUUGGUGAAGAUUCAAAGGGUGAGGCUGUGAAAGAGGAGGCAGGGACAAGUGAGCAGGGGGCGAAGGAGGAAGCCUCAAGCAAGAGUGGGUCAGCGGGCGUGGAUGAAGUGCGGUUCCCGAAGAAGGCGUUGUAUAGACAGCGAGCAGUAAGAUCUACAAUGU
Gregarina niphandrodes is the source of this 184-nucleotide messenger RNA. RefSeq lists its product as hypothetical. NCBI's taxonomy places the organism in Eukaryota, Apicomplexa, Conoidasida, Eugregarinorida, Gregarinidae. The transcript has a single exon. The record is from RefSeq and is a predicted model, not a curated record. The annotation marks the transcript as partial.